CACAAGACUCCUCUCCUCUCCACCCCGACUCAAUCUCUCACUCUCCCAGAAAUCUACCAUAAAAAUGACAGCCACCCUCCGGCUAGCAAUCUCUCAAUCCCACACCCUCUCCACCCCAGCCCUCACCCUCGCCGCCCUCGAACACACAGUCCAGCACGCGAAGUCCCAAUCUAUCGACCUUCUCCUGUUCCCCGAAGCCUACCUAGGUGGAUACCCGCGCACCGCAACAUUCGGGUGCGCGAUCGGUGUUCGUGACCCGGCCGGUAGAGAUCAGUUUCUGCGGUAUUUUAAGGAUGCGGUUGAUUUGGGGGAUACACCGGAAGGUGCGGGACAAGCGUGGGUUGACAGGAGUUUGGAAGUACCAAAGGAUGGUGGAGUGAGAGGUGACGGCACAAGAGAAGAGCUGGAGAGGAUCGCGAAGGAGAGUGGAGUGUUUUUGGUCGUAGGGGUGGUGGAGAGAUGUGCGGGGACGUUGUAUUGUGCUGUAUUGUAUAUUUGUCCACGUGUGGGAUGUGUGGGGAAGAGGAGGAAGGUUAUGCCUACAGCGACUGAACGAUUGAUUUGGGGCCAGGGUCAGCCCGCCUCACUUCGAGCUGUAACGACGACGAUUAAAGGUGUGAAGCUUACACUUGCGGCAGCCAUUUGCUGGGAAAAUUAUAUGCCGCUUUUGAGACAGAGUCUGUAUAGCCAGAAUGUAAAUCUAUAUCUCGCGCCGACAGCGGAUGGACGGGAGACGUGGUCGGUGCUCAUGAGGGCCAUUGCGAUGGAGGGGAGGUGUUUUGUGAUGAGUGCCAAUCAAUGUUUGCGGGAGAGUGAUCUACCGGAUUGGAUUACAGGGAAAGCAGGGGCUGCGGAAGGGAAGGUCAAUGGACCGGGGACGCAGAGGCCUGCGCGGUUAAGGAGGAAGUCUACGAUUGAGUGUGAGGAUGGGAAUGAAAUUGCUUUGCCGGUUCCAAAGGAAUCGGUUGCCGCGAUUGAGGAGGAGAGUGAAUGGACGAAUGGAACGCCUACGCCAGCCAGGCUGAGGAGGAAGAGUACGAUUACCGAGGAUGGGAAUGAGAUUGUGUUACCUUCACCAAGAUCAUCAACGUUCCAAUCAACGAUACAAGAACAAGGGCAGACGAAGGCUAAGGAAGAAGAGUUCGUAUCGAGAGGUGGAUCUUGCAUGAUUUCCCCGCUGGGCGAGGUUCUAGUAGGUCCAUUGUGGGAUGAUGACAAUGCACUUAUUGUUCAUGAUGUGGACUUUGAUGAUUGCCUGAGAGGAAGGCUGGAUCUGGAUGUUGGCGGGAGUUACUCGAGAAACGAUUCCUUUAAAUUAACAGUAGAAGGACUCGACUUGAGCCCACCACCAUGAUGUUGGAAUGAGCAUGGAAAAUGGGAUACUGGCAUAACUAUAUCGCUGAAUAAUGUCAACAGAAUCGAUUAAACUUUUACCUCAGUGGAUUUAUCAGCGCCAGAUCAUUACUUCGGCUCUUGCUGACUUAACAUUUGCAUGGAACUCUCCUAAUCCAAACUUUCAAUGAGGGUUAUGGUUAGUACUGACCCAUACAGAGGUGCAUUUCUAGAGAGUAUUCAUCAGAGGUUCGCAGAUCUAGUAAUAACCGAAUAUUGGCUGUAAUUUAUAUUGCUCCGAAGAUAUGGAAUCCAC
Messenger RNA from Hyaloscypha bicolor E, 1648 nucleotides. RefSeq names its product carbon-nitrogen hydrolase. NCBI's taxonomy places the organism in Eukaryota, Fungi, Ascomycota, Leotiomycetes, Helotiales, Hyaloscyphaceae. The transcript has 3 exons. Bases 65 to 1354 code for a protein of 429 amino acids. Gene Ontology annotation, molecular function: catalytic activity. The record is from RefSeq and is a predicted model, not a curated record.